AUGGAAUUACGGAAUUACGGCGGCAAUGAGGGCAACCGAUGGUGGGGGAAUAGAGGCUUUGAAAAGCAAACACGUUUUGAAAGGGCACAGAGCAAAGCUAGCAAAACAAUCACGUUCCACACAUUUCCGCUUAAAAUGAAAGCACAACUCACAAAAGGUUCAGAUUUCUGCCAGUUUUGUGAUGAAAAACCUCAUACGAAUGUAAUCGAAACCGCUUCACAGCACAACAAGCUAUUCAUUCAUACAAUUGAACAUAAAGUUGAGAUGAUUUGCGUGAUACACGAGACAUUUAAAAAAAGAGUAAAAGUAGAAAAUAUGUGCACGUUGGAGUGA
This is a messenger RNA of Clunio marinus, 333 nucleotides long. The record is from the annotation of a GenBank genome assembly. NCBI's taxonomy places the organism in Eukaryota, Metazoa, Arthropoda, Insecta, Diptera, Chironomidae.